AAAAUUGAAACAAAAAUAAAUUCUUCACAAAUGACUCGGUUCCCGCGCCGUAGUAGUACCCGUCCAAAAUCAAGUAUUUAUUAAUAAAAAUCAUAAUUGCAUCAUAAUUACAGCGGAGUCCCUCUUCGUUUUUUCCCGCGGUACCUGGUAGCAGUAGAGUGCCAGAGCUUCACUUCCAUGGCUUCUCCUCCUUCCUCUACUCAAACCCUCGGCGACAGAUCUCAUUUCAAGCCAACCGUAACUCUCUCCGAUUGGUGGUUGGUCAAAUCCGAAGAGAACGACGAAAAAAGGAGACUUGCCGUCGCCGGUGUUUCUUCCGCCCCGCAAGAGAUUCCCCGGAGAGUGUUUUACUCUGCGCCCAUCAGUAAAAAAUACGAUGUGUUCACACUAGAGACUACUGAUGGAGUGUGCAUUAUUCUUGAUGGGAUUAUUAACAAGCAGCAGACUAUUGCAAAUGGGUUUCCUGAUGAGGUUGCCAGGCGUUUUCAAUUAGGCUUUUAUGCAGGCUGGGAAAAAGGUGUUGCAGAGUUCUUGGGAGGAGACUCUAACACUACUGGUGUUUCUGAAAGAAUAUCUGAUUUGGGUUCAGAAGGAAAAAAGAAUUCCAGUCCAACUUCUGUGCAUUUUUCUCAAGAAGAAACUCGAACUCCUUAUGAGCAUAUUGGAUCAACUUAUUUUCAGUGGAUUGGUAGAUCAAGGAGUCCGGAAGGCAAUCAGAAGAACCCAAUGUCCGGAUGUUCUAUGAAGCAUAAAAGUACUAAGAUGCUUCCUUCAUCAGAUGCCUUUGAGAGUGUAGGAGGAGCAACAGGUGCAGCUGUUCAGUCAGGGGGGGAAAUGAAAGAAUCGGAGAGAUGUCCAAGCAAUUCUGCACGCAGAGUGACUAGAUUUUUUUCAGAGUUUUUAAGGAGCAAAUGGACGAACCACCAAAUGGUUGACAAUGGUUUGAACUCUGAAAAAAAGACAACGGACUCUCUUCUAACAGUCUCUGAAACUGUGAACAACUCUCAACAAAAUGGUAAAUGUGAAGUUGGAGGGAAAGGCGUGAAAAGUUCCAGUCCAACUUCUGUGCAUCUUUCUCUAGAGGACGAUUCACACGAGCAAGUCUCUUGUGAAGACAUGUGUGAUGCUGAAUUUCCAAAACGGUUGUCUUCGAAGCUGUCCUUGAAUAGCUCCAUUGACGACUCAAAAAUUGAUGAGUUGGUUAACUAUGCCACUGAGGAGGAAACAGAAAGAGAGGAUUUUGGAUCAACUGGUUUGCAGUGUAUUGGGAUACCGAAGACUCUAGAAGAAAAUGAGAAAGGCCCAGUAUCCGGAUGCUCAAUCAAGCAUAAUCAUACAGAAAUUAGUCCUUCAAUAGAUGUAGGUGUAGUAGCGUCAGGUGUAACCAUUCCGUCUGCGGGGGAAAUUGAUAUAUCAAAUAUAUAUCCGAGAAAUUCUGGAGGCAGAGUGUCCGGAGAUUUGUCAAUAAUUACAAGGAGCAAAGGUAAGACGAAGCAAAUUGUUGGCAACGGAUUGAACUCUGAACAAAAUACCAUGGACUCUGUACCCGCAGUUGAAACAGUGAGCAGUGAUUCAACAAAUGUGGAUUCUGAAGUAGGAGGGAGACAUAUGUUUGAAUCUUUUCUCUCUUAUUGUGAAAUGGCUGAAGAUGUACUAAAUUCUAGUCUAACUCCUGUGCAUUUUCCUCACGAAACUCCUAACGAGAAGGUCCAUUGUGAAGAUAGGCUUGAUAUUGAAUAUCCAAAACAGAUUUCUACAAACCUGUCCUCAAAUAGCACCAUUGAUGACUCAAAAAUUGAUGAUCUGAUGAACCGUGCUGCUGAAGUGGAAUUGGACGCAGAGAAUAUUGGAUUAACUGAAUUUCAGUCUGUUGGGAGACCACAGGCUCGAGAAGAAAAUGAGAAGAAUCCAGCAUCUGAGCCUGAAGUGGAAUUGGAUGCGGAGAAUAUUGGAUUAACUGAGUUUCAGUCUGUUGGAAGACCAGAGACUCGAGAAGAAAAUGAGAAGAGUCCAGCAUCUGAGCCUGCGUCAGAAGCCCUUGAGAUCCUAGAUGGAGCAGUCGAUGCAAAUGCUCAGUCAGGUGGAAAAAUGGAUAUAUCAGAGAGAUCCCCAAGCAAGUCUGCAGGCAGAGUGUCGCAACUGUUCUCAGGAAUUAUUAGGACAAAAGAGAAGAAGAAGCAAACGGUUAGCAAUGGAUUGAACUCUGAAACAAAUACAAUAGAUUCUGUUCCAGCAGUUUCUGGCAGUGUGAGCAACCUGUUACAAAGUGAUUGUUUUGAAACAGUAGGGAAUGGGAUGCCCCGUCCUUCAGAUUCUGAACUUCAAGAACCAGUGGAUGUGAAUGUGGUAAGGAAACUAGAUUUUGAUUUUGUAGAAGAUGAUAUGGAGCAGACUUCCAAUGCAAAAGAGGGACAGGAUUUUGGAAAUGUUACAGCUCAAGUUGGAGAAGGAGAAAGUGGUGCUAAAGAAGAAAACAAAUCCAGGAAGAGAAACAUGAGACAAGUAACCGUUGAUACACAACAAAUUCAUUUCAUUCCGGAAGUGAACAAGAAAAAAAAGGUGGGGGUGAACAAGAAAAAGAACUCAACUCCUUCCACACUGGAGGUGAAGAAGAAAAAAGAUGGAACUCCAGAGGUGAUCAAGAGAAGGAAGGUAUCUUCUUCCACUUUGGAGGUGAGCAAGAAAAAAAAGUUAACCCCUUUGACCCUAGAGGUGAACAACAAAAAAGAGGCAUCUCUUUCCAUUCCAAAGGUGAACACAAAGAAAAGAAAGGUAUCUUCUUUGGACGGAAGCAAGAAAAGAAUGUCAAGUCCUCCGACUCUGGAGGUGAACAGUAAAAAAGCGGUAUCUCUUUCCACUUCGAAGGUAAACACAAAGAAAAGAAAGAUAUCUCCUUCCACAUUGGAGGUGAGCAAGAAAAAUAAGUCGAGUCCUUCGACUCUGGAGGUGAAUAAGAAAAAAGAGGCAUCUCUUUCCACUCCGAAGGUGAACACGAAGACGUCUAUUAUUUCUCCAGAAUCUAUGAGUGCCGGACGGUCAAGAUCAGGAAGACUGCAGCUACCUCCCUUGGAAUUCUGGCGCAAUCAGUCAGCAGUUUAUGACAAGGAUCAUGGAGUUAUUGGGAUUCAGGAAGAGCUACCUAGAGUAACAGCGUCAAGAGGCAGUAGAUCUGAGCCUCAGAAAAGAAAAGCCAAUAGAGAUUGAUUUCUUGGCAAAUCUCUAGACUUGUUUCUUACCUUGAGUAGGGUGGCAUAAGAAUCUCAAGGACUUGUGUAUAAUGAAAGCUCAGGGCACAUAGCACCACUCUUGAGGGGAUGUUCACAGCAGAGGGAGAUAUGGAAUGUAUAUUUGUAUAAGUUUAACAAAGGAAAGCUGAAGUUUCUUUUGUAUAUUCUUUAGUUCUCGAAUAGGUUUUUGCUAGGAGGUUUAACAAAUUGUACCGAAGUGUAAACAUAGUGCAGGAUGAAUAGAACUUGGGUUGUUCCCCUGAACCUUGAUAUCUAAUUGUUUUUGUGAGUGCUAACCUCAUUA
This is a messenger RNA of Rosa chinensis, 3531 nucleotides long. RefSeq lists its product as uncharacterized. The transcript has 12 exons. The record is from RefSeq and is a predicted model, not a curated record. Bases 178 to 3204 code for a protein of 1008 amino acids. NCBI's taxonomy places the organism in Eukaryota, Viridiplantae, Streptophyta, Magnoliopsida, Rosales, Rosaceae.